GUCAGGCAAAGUUAUUACAGUAUUAAGUUAUACUGUAAAUUUCAUGUCAUGUUAAACCCUCUUUAGUCUCUCCUUUUCUUGUAAUGAAAAUUGUAUUUAUAUUUAUUAAUCAAGUUAGUUAACCUUUCACAGCCAUCUUACAAUGUCUUAUGAAGAUGAAUAUCCUCUUCACAAGAGUGUUUUCAUUAAUGAUCUUAAACGGAUUCCCCAGCUUCUCAAACCACGUUAUAUAAAUGCCAAAGAUGUUCAUGGUAAUACGCCGCUUCACUUAGCUGUUAUGCUUGGCCACAAGGAAUGUAUACAAUUGCUCCUCGCCCAUGGAGCUCCAGUCAAAGUGAAAAAUAACCAAGGAUGGAGUCCACUAGCUGAAGCAAUUAGCUAUGGGGAUCGACAGACAAUUACAUGUCUGCUCAGAAAACUGAAAAAACAAUCAAAAGAAGCCAUGGAAAUUCGUAGACCGGAUAUUGUACGUGCUCUUAACCAAAUGGGAAAUUUCAGUAUGAAAUUGAAAUGGGAUUUUCAAAGUUGGGUACCUCUAGUCUCCCGUUAUUUGCCAUCUGAUGUCUGUAGGAUCCAAAAGAAAGGUUGCAAUAUUCGUUUAGACACAACUCUAGUCGACUUUAGUGAUAUGAAAUGGGAACGGGGCGAUAUAAGUUUCGUUUUCAUCGGUGAUGCUAAACCAUCACACUCUCUGACUGUCAUGGAUAACAAAAUGAAAGUAUAUCAAAGGCUACGUUAUGAAGAAUCCGAAGUAGAAAUCGAAGAUGAGGUUGAUAUUUUGAUGUCACAAGAUAUAGUUGCUGCUCAAAUGUCAACUAAAAGUAUAACCUUUACACGAGCACAGUCAGGAUGGCUGUUUCGUGAAGAUAAAACUGAAAUGGUUGGACCUUUUAUGGCUGAUUUUUAUUACAUUGGAGGUCUUUAUCUGGAAUCUAGAAAACGAAGAGAACAUUUAACAGCAGAAGAUCUUCAGCGAAAUCGAGCUAUGGUUGAAAAUUUUGCUCAUGGAGCAGUUACCGGUUCUAUAGCUAUCGACCCUUACCUCGAACCUCCUCCAAGAAGACGAUCACUUCCUCCACCACCUAAAUGUACCGUUUCUUGGGAGGAAUAUAUAAGUUCUCCCCCUGGUGAACCCCCAAAUCUUGGACGAGAAAUAAAGUGCAAAGGAAGCGUCAAAGGCUACAAAGCAACUCUUGCCAUGGAUGAACAAUUUCCCCUCUCAGUCGAUUCCUUGUUGAACGUUCUGGAAGUUAUCGCGCCAUUCAAACAUUUCAAAAAAUUGAGAGAAUUUGUCCAAAUGAAGUUACCGCCAGGAUUUCCUGUUAAAUUAGAUAUUCCAAUCCCACCAUUUGUGACAUCUCGGAUAACAUUCCAGGAUUUUCAGUUUGACGACAGCCUUUCAAAUGAUCUAUUCGAGGUUCCAAGUGAUUACGUCGAAGAUCCGAACAGAUUUCCUGAGUUCUGACAGUUAUCUGAUAUCUUCUAUCACCGCUUUGAGCUGGUAAAUCCUCCGUUAAAUGAAAAUGCAAAUACUAGCAAAACUACUAACACUACUAGUAAUAGAAGUUUCCCGACAACAUCUUCAUCGUCGACAUCAGCAUCUGCAUCAACAUCAAAAUCAUCACAACCCACAGCAACCUCUGUAUCUUCGAGCAUGAAAAGAUUUGCUUUCUUCUCAAAGCUUUCAAAGCCACGGUUUCUGCGAAAAAGUGAUUCAUAGGGGGAAUUCAUGAUCAUCUAAACAAACUACCAUUUAAAGUAGCAUAGGAGAUAUAUUGAACACUGAAUCUAAAAUAACUUACACUGCACUUAUAGUCAAUCAAACAGUUCAUUCAGUGAAUGAAUUUGAUUGGCAAAACGCAAAGCUAUUAAUAUAUUAGACCUGAGCACGCUUAUUUAUCGUUAUACGAUGUAAAAUUAUGGAAUCUACAAAGAAAUGCUCAUUCAAUUUUACUAAGGUCACUCGAGCAUAUGAAAUUUCAAGUAUUCAUUUAAUCGCAAUUUAAACCACUAUGUUUGAGGUAACCAGGAUUUAAUCAAAUGGUUAAAUCGUUUAAACCCACACUUAAUAUAGACUUUUAUUGGUUUUUUUAAUCUCAUAGUUAAUGGAAACUGUUAACUGUGUAUGCACAGUUAACCUUUAAAAUGUAUUUGGUUAAUAAUUAGGCAAAUUAAAUCAAAUAUUAAUAACAAAAAAUUGCUGGACAUGAAA
This is a messenger RNA of Tetranychus urticae (two-spotted spider mite), 2212 nucleotides long. RefSeq names its product ankyrin repeat domain-containing protein 13C. The record is from RefSeq and is a predicted model, not a curated record. Gene Ontology annotation, cellular component: cytoplasm. Gene Ontology annotation, biological process: protein retention in ER lumen. Gene Ontology annotation, molecular function: signaling receptor binding. Lineage: Eukaryota; Metazoa; Arthropoda; Arachnida; Trombidiformes; Tetranychidae.